GGUCCCGGGUGACUCCCUCGGUGACGCCGGCCGCGUUCUUUCCUCUUCCUCUCGCCUCUCCGGCCCCGCCUUCCCUUUUCCUCCGCCCACCCUGCCGAAGCCGAACCGCCGCCGCCAGCAGCGCCGUCAUGUCGGCCCCCGCCGGGUCCCCUCAUCCGGCCGCCAGCGCCCGGAUCCCGCCCAAGCUUGGCGGAGCCGCCGCCUCAGGAGCCGCCGCGCCGGCAGGCCCGGGCCCGGGGCCGCACCAGCAGAACGGUCCAGCACAGAAUCAAAUGCAAGUUCCAUCUGAGUAUGGAUUGCCGCCUCAAAACUAUAUUGUUCCCUCAGGACAUUACUCUCAAGGACCUGGGAAAAUGACCUCGUUGCCAUUGGAUAGCCAGAGUGGUGAUUACUACUCUGGUCUCUAUACGGUACCAACCCCGAAUGCGGCGACUCCUAACACAGCCAGCCAGCAGCCGGGAGCUCCGCAGAUGUAUGGCAGGGUUCCUCCCGCCCCUCACGCUGUGGGGUCCGCUCCGGGAUCUUUCCAAGGUGCCUCGUCCUCCGCAUCGCAUUUGCAUACGAGUGCCUCCCAGCCGUUCUCCUCUUUUGUGAAUCAUUACAACAGCCCACCCAUGUACUCUGCCAGUUCUUCUGUAGCUUCUCAGGGAUUUCCCUCUACUUGUGGUCACUAUGCUUUGUCAACUGUUUCUAAUGCUGCGUAUCCUAAUAUUUCAUAUCCCUCUCUACCUGCUGGUGAUCCAUACGGGCAACAAAUGUUUACCUCACAGAAUGCUCCAACUGUCAGGCCAAUUAGAGAUAAUUCAUUUUCUGGUCAAAAUACAGCUGUCAGCCAUCCGUCACCACUUCCGCCUCCACCAUCACAACAGUACCACCAGCAGCAGAGUCUUUCAGGAUUCAGUGCUUUCUCGUGGUCAGCUCCGGGCCUUCCAUCAACCCAAGACAAUCUGAUUCGAAACCACACCUCCCUGGCUACAGCCAGCAGCCCAACAAAUACUGUUGCAGAUUCCUUGUCCUGUUCUGUAAUGCAAAAUGUUCAGCCUCCUAAAUCCAGCCCAGUCGUAUCCACUGUUGUGUCAGGAGCCUCGACAGCUAGAAUGCCUCCUGCUGCAAAUCGUCCAGUGGAGCCUGUGGCCUCGGUUACACAGCCGUCAGAGCUAUUACAGCAGAAAGGCAUGCAGUAUGGUGGAUAUGCUAAUAGCCCAGCUAGCUUCGCAGCAGCUCCCUUGUCAUCAGCUUCCGAUGAUGAGGAAGAGGAGGAGGAGGAUGAGGAAGCAGGUGUUGACAGCUCUUCUACGACAAGCAGUGCUUCUCCAAUGCCCAACAGUUAUGAUGCUCUAGAAGGAGGCAGCUAUCCAGAUGUGCUUUCCUCAUCAGCAAGUAGUCCUGUUCCUGACCCCGCUCCCGGCCCCACUCCAGCGCCAGCCCCAGCGGCUCCUCAGCCUUCAAAACUGCCCAAGCCAUUUGGGUAUGGCUAUCCGACUCUUCAGCCUGGCUAUCAGAACGCCACAGCACCGCUUAAUUCUGGAGGACCACCCAGUAGCCCAGUGUAUUCUGGAUUCCAACAGUAUGCUCAACAGUAUCCUGGUAUGAACCAGCUGUCCUCCAGUCUGGGAGGAUUGAGUCUUCAGAGUUCUUCACAGCCAGAAAGCUUGAGACCCAUCAAUCUUACUCAGGAGAGGAAUAUUUUACCCAUGACUCCUGUUUGGGCUCCUGUACCCAACUUGAAUUUAGACCUCAAAAAAUUAAACUGUAGCCCAGACUCAUUUCGGUGUACUUUAACAAAUAUUCCACAGACACAGGCGUUACUGAAUAAAGCUAAGCUUCCUUUAGGAUUGUUGUUACAUCCCUUCAGAGACCUAACGCAAUUACCAGUGAUAACAUCCAAUACCAUUGUGAGGUGCCGAUCUUGUCGAACAUAUAUCAACCCUUUUGUAUCCUUCAUUGAUCAACGUAGAUGGAAAUGCAAUUUGUGCUAUAGAGUUAAUGAUGUUCCUGAAGAAUUUAUGUAUAAUCCCCUUACCCGAUCCUAUGGAGAGCCUCAUAAACGGCCAGAAGUUCAGAAUUCAACAGUGGAGUUCAUUGCUUCUUCAGAUUAUAUGCUCCGUCCACCUCAACCCGCAGUUUACUUGUUUGUUUUAGAUGUGUCUCAUAAUGCAGUAGAAGCUGGAUAUUUGACAAUUUUGUGCCAGGCACUUUUAGAAAAUCUAGACAAGCUCCCUGGAGAUUCACGAACAAGAAUAGGAUUCGUGACCUUUGAUAGCACUAUUCAUUUCUACAAUUUACAAGAAGGAUUAUCACAGCCUCAAAUGUUGAUUGUAUCUGAUAUAGAUGAUGUUUUUCUACCUACUCCGGAUAGCUUACUUGUGAAUCUAUAUGAAAGUAAAGAGCUUAUAAAAGACUUAUUGAAUGCAUUACCAAAUAUGUUCACCAAUACAAGAGAAACACACAGUGCCCUGGGUCCUGCUCUCCAGGCUGCCUUUAAAUUAAUGUCUCCAACAGGUGGCCGUGUGUCUGUAUUUCAGACACAGUUACCUUCCUUGGGGGCAGGACUUCUGCAGUCCAGAGAAGAUCCUAAUCAGAGAUCAAGCACAAAGGUUGUACACCAUCUUGGCCCUGCAACUGAUUUUUAUAAGAAACUCGCUUUAGAUUGCUCAGGGCAGCAGACUGCAGUGGAUCUGUUCCUUUUAAGUUCACAGUAUUCUGAUCUCGCUUCUCUAGCUUGCAUGUCCAAGUAUUCUGCAGGGUGCAUCUAUUAUUAUCCAUCUUUCCACUAUACUCACAAUCCUUCACAAGCAGAAAAGUUACAAAAAGAUCUAAAACGGUAUCUCACAAGAAAAAUUGGAUUUGAAGCUGUUAUGAGAAUAAGGUGUACUAAAGGUCUUUCCAUGCACACUUUCCAUGGGAAUUUCUUUGUCCGUUCCACUGAUUUGCUGUCCCUCGCCAACAUCAACCCCGAUGCUGGGUUUGCGGUGCAGCUCUCCAUCGAAGAGGGCCUGACAGAUGCCUCCCUAGCCUGCUUCCAGACGGCCCUGUUAUACACGUCUAGCAAAGGUGAGCGGAGAAUUAGAGUGCACACUCUUUGCUUGCCAGUGGUCAGUUCACUAGCAGAUGUGUAUGCAGGAGUGGAUGUACAAGCUGCCAUCUGUCUCCUGGCAAACAUGGCUGUGGAUCGAUCAAUUUCCUCAAGCCUAUCGGAUGCAAGAGAUGCCUUAGUGAACGCUGUGGUGGAUUCAUUAUCUGCAUACGGCUCAACUGUCUCAAAUUUACAGCACUCGGGGUUGAUAGCACCCAGCUCCCUCAAGUUGUUUCCUCUCUAUGUUUUGGCCCUUCUCAAACAGAAAGCGUUUAGAACCGGCACAAGCACACGCCUGGAUGAUCGUGUAUAUGCCAUGUGUCAGAUAAAGUGUCAGCCACUUGUUCAUCUAAUGAAAAUGAUUCAUCCCAACCUGUACAGGAUAGACAGAUUGACAGAUGAGGGUGCAAUACACGUUAAUGACAGGGUUGUACCUCAGCCGCCUCUUCAGAAACUGUCCGCAGAGAAACUGACACGAGAAGGUGCUUUCCUCAUGGACUGUGGCUCUAUUUUUUACAUUUGGAUUGGAAAGAGCUGUGACAGUAACUUUAUAGAGGAUGUGCUUGGGUAUCCUGAUUUUGCAUCAAUACCACAGAAAAUGACACAUCUUCCAGAGCUAGACACACUUUCAUCAGAGAGAGCCAGAUCCUUUAUAACUUGGCUUAGAGACAGCAGACCAUUAAGCCCAGUUCUUCACGUGGUAAAAGAUGAGAGUCCUGCCAAAACAGAAUUUUUUCAACAUUUGAUUGAAGACCGGACAGAAGCUGCCUUCUCUUACUAUGAAUUUUUGCUUCAUGUUCAGCAGCAGAUUUGUAAGUGAAGUGAAAUAAAAUUGAAUAAGAAGAAAGAGAUCUAUAACCUAGGUAAAGCAUUAAUCUGUCAGAGAAGCACAUAAGAAAUUUGAAAUGAAGGCACUUGUUACAAGAGGCAGUGCAUAGCGUAGCACCUCGUCUGAGGCUUUGGCAAAAGGUAAAGAGGAAGAAGGAACUUCACAGAUUUUCUUCACUCUGAGUUUGAUGCUGAUGACGCUGUUUCACCAAGUAUAUGUUGAAUUGGUUUCCACACAUUUCCAGAGUGCCGCAGUACAGUUCUCUGUUCAUUGCAAGCUGGCAAACUUCUGUAGCUAUGUGGGAGGAUAUGCCAAUGAAAAGUUAGAUAGAUUCCUUUUUCUUAUAAUUAAUAUAACACUUCUGGACUUGAACUCUGACAGGAGAUGCCAAAAGGCAGUCGUACCAUGUUUUUUGUUUAUAUGAAUUACUUUUUAACAAGGAAUGAUUCAUAUUCAUUAAAUGAAUUCAAUAUUUUCCCUGUAAAAACAAUAGAGUUUCAGUACAUGAACUAUAGAAAAAAUAUAUAUAUAUAAUGUACAUAAAUGUUACAUUUGUAAAGAAAAUGUAAAAAUGUAACUAAAGAAUAUGAAUUGCUAAAAUUGUGUUGCAUUGUUGGAUGACAACUCUUUUUGUCGCAGUUAGAGAAUGAGGUUGACUAAUGCAUAUUAUGAAUUGAGUCCACAAAAGAAACACAAAACUCUUUGUAAUUCUGUUAAAUCUUUUAUGUGGAUUUAUUUAUGAUCAGCCUACUAAUUAAAAAUAUUUUGCUUGACAAUAUGGCUUGGUAUUUCGUGUGUUUAUGGUUGGGGAGAAUUGGUGGUAUUCUUACAUCUAGGAUGUAUUGGAUUUACUGCUCAAGGAAAUGCAGUGAUACUGUAUUUCAACCAGUAAUAUAUGUGAAUAUGUUUUCAUUAAUUUGUGAACAUUACCAAGUACUUAUUCUGUUUGUAUUUGGAAAACAAACCCUACUUUCAAAAUAUAUAUGACUGUUGACUAAU
This is a messenger RNA of Odocoileus virginianus texanus, 4904 nucleotides long. It is a transcript of the gene SEC24B, whose product is annotated as SEC24 homolog B, COPII coat complex component. Lineage: Eukaryota; Metazoa; Chordata; Mammalia; Artiodactyla; Cervidae. The record is from RefSeq and is a predicted model, not a curated record. Gene Ontology annotation, cellular component: endoplasmic reticulum exit site; COPII vesicle coat. Gene Ontology annotation, biological process: intracellular protein transport; COPII-coated vesicle cargo loading; endoplasmic reticulum to Golgi vesicle-mediated transport. Gene Ontology annotation, molecular function: zinc ion binding; SNARE binding.